Molecule: messenger RNA, 968 nt
Organism: Ostrinia furnacalis (Asian corn borer)
Lineage: Eukaryota; Metazoa; Arthropoda; Insecta; Lepidoptera; Crambidae
Product: sensory neuron membrane protein 2-like
Exons: 5
Cellular component (GO): cytoplasm; membrane
Molecular function (GO): scavenger receptor activity
Source: RefSeq, a predicted model, not a curated record
UGUGGUGGUAGCUGAUUAAUUAAUUAAUUAAUAAAUAAUUUAAUAAAAAUGUGCAGUGGAAUGGUUUGUGGUGUUACGACGCUGGUGUUGGGGGCAGCUCUAGUGAUCGCCAGCAGCAUUGUUGGGUUUUUGGUCAUACCCGGCAUCGUAGAAAAUGGUAUUAUUAACGAGGUGAUACUGCUGAACGACACAGAACAGCUCGAGAGGUUCAAGCAACUGCCCAUGCCUCUAAGCUUCAGCAUCAGGCUGUUCAACAUCAGCAACGCCGAGGAGGUUCUCGAAGGAGCUGUGCCGGAGUUGACAGAAGUGGGGCCGUAUACUUAUAAGAUGUAUCAUGGCAGAGAGGUGGAAGGCAUGGAGGAGGAUGUGCUGCGCUACAGAUUGCUGAGCCGAUUCGAAUUCGAUCCUGAAGCCUCGUUCCCGUACUCCGACGACGAUUUGGUGCACGUCACCAACAUUGCAUACCACGGUGUCCUUCAAGCGGCGAGCGAGCUGGUGCCCGGGCUAAUGCCGCUUCUCAACCUGGCUAUGGACGGGAUCUUCGGCGACCGGAACGCUCCGAUCGCGGCGAUCAGAGUAGGGGAUCUCCUCUUCGAUGGCAUCAAGCUGUGCGAGGGUCCUGGCAUCGUUGGAGGCCUCGCGUGCGGCAUCAUCAGGGAUCUUAGCGAGAGCGUACAAAACAUGGCUGUACAAGAAGACAACUCUAUAGAUUUCUCCGUGAUGGGCUAUCGAAACAAUAAGCCCGGCAGUCUGAUGGAAGUGGCCAGAGGCAUUGAAGACCACUUCAACCUAGGGCGGAUUACGGCUCUCAACGGCCUGCCGGAGCUGCUUUACUGGGCGGGCGCCGACGACAACAUGACGGGCAGCCCCACGGUAUGCAACAUGAUCAACGGGACCGACUCCGGCAUAUUUCACCCUUUCAUCGACACCGAGGAGCCGCUCUACGCACUAAACACAGACAUAUGCAG